This is a messenger RNA of Glarea lozoyensis ATCC 20868, 1311 nucleotides long. RefSeq lists its product as uncharacterized. NCBI's taxonomy places the organism in Eukaryota, Fungi, Ascomycota, Leotiomycetes, Helotiales, Helotiaceae. The coding region runs from base 1 to 1311 and encodes 436 amino acids. The record is from RefSeq and is a predicted model, not a curated record. The transcript has a single exon.
AUGGCACCUCCCGGUCUACUCGAAGAUCCACGAAUUCGGCAGACGUGGAAUCAAUUCUCUUCGAACGCCGAGUCUGCGACUGAGACUGCAGCCGCAGGUAUAUGGACAUUCCAGCAUCGAUACAUAAACCCAUGCUUCUCCUCUGUCACCGCAUGCUUCGAACAAUGUACGGGCGCAUGUUUUCCCGAUCGCGACGAACGUGCUCGUCGCGCUCGAGAACGAGGUCGCACGAGAGGGCGCGCAGAGUUGUCGUUUGAUUUUUAUGACGAUUGGGAUGAGGAUGAAGGAAUUGGUGGGGGAGGAUUGCUUGGAGGCUGGGGUAAUGACGAACUGGACCGUUUGCUUGCGGGGAGUGGUAGUAAUUCUGGCGUCAACGAAGGGAACCAGCCAAAAAGGAAGAGAGGAAUGAGUUAUGGAACGAAUAGAGCGAGAAGGAGAAGUCUGGAUCCGGAUCCGACUAUCAUUCCGAGUACGAACACAUUGGGAUUCUUAGGAAGGCUUCCAUUCAAGCUUGGAGGAACUUUACGGUAUAAGCCUAGUGCAGCAGAUCUACAGGAUCACCCUGGAGCGUCAAGAAACGACUAUAUGGGCGAAGAGGGCCAGCCAUUAAUACCUGAAGAUGACAGUGACGAGGACGAGGGUGGAAAAGGACACAGAAGACAGCGGAGCUCCACCACAAGUUCAGGCGCAACAUCAGACUCUUUCAGGUCAAGAGGAGAUCUGUUCCCUAGUGAUGGUGAAGAUGAUGCGAUUCCGUUACCCGACGAAUUCGCAAUGGUCUUGGAGAGGAGAGGCACAGUCUCCAAUGCGGACGAUAAAAGUAGUGGAAAGACGAGGAGUAGCAAGGGCAAACGCCCUGCCGGAUUGAGGUCAUUAUCGAGGACGCUAUCACGGGCGGCUCAUUCAUCGCAAUCUAUUCCUACGCUAUCAGGUAUGCGAUCGAAUUCAGAAGCAUCAGAUAGCCCAGACAUCCAAUCACCUGGACUCAUAAACGUUCCAUCAUUAGCCGAUUUGGAACAAGAAGAGGAAAGGAUACGAUUAUUAGAAGAUGGAGAAGUAGAAAGAAAACGCCAAGUGGCUGCAAGUCUAGCGAUAGAACGAGGCUUACAGGUGGGAGAUACCACUGACGGGAUGUCUGAAAGUAAGCCGCCAAUAGUGGAAACACCUCCAGUGGAUGUCGAGAUCGAGGUCGAGAACACAGUUGGAGAUGAUGACAGACCAUCUUCAUCAGGACAGGAAAUCCCAGAAGAUCCUAUUAAAGAGUAUGAGAGUAAAGAUUUCGUGCCAGCUCGAUUACCGCACUUCAGCUAG